Apis laboriosa (Himalayan honeybee) is the source of this 1133-nucleotide messenger RNA. Its product is annotated as protein lethal(2)essential for life-like. Lineage: Eukaryota; Metazoa; Arthropoda; Insecta; Hymenoptera; Apidae. The coding region runs from base 205 to 924 and encodes 239 amino acids. The record is from RefSeq and is a predicted model, not a curated record. Gene Ontology annotation, biological process: response to heat; protein refolding. Gene Ontology annotation, molecular function: protein folding chaperone. The transcript has a single exon.
GACGUAUGAACGAUAUAACAAUACGACGAUUAAUCAGCUGCAAAUAAAUCAGUAAUUCAUACGCGUUUCAUAAAAUUAAUUACAAAGGUAAAGCAUUUUAAUAAUUUGUUAGUGAAGUAUUUAAAUUAAUUAUAUUCGGAAAGUGGGGAAACAUUCCUAACAACAUAAACUACAGUUUGAAUUGGUAUUGAAAAUACUUGCACAAUGUCAUUAAUACCAAUGAUGUUUUCCGACUGGUGGGAAGAUCUAGACCGACCUCAUCGUCUUUGGGAUCAACAUUUUGGCACAGCAAUAGAUCUAGAUGAUUUUAAUGAUCUAGAUUCACUUGGUUCAGAAGUUCUGCUAUAUCGACCACAUAAACGCGGCAGAAGACAUCAUCGUCAUAAUCAUCAUCCAUUUUUAAAGGCUUUCAACAAAAGACAUGGUCGUGGUGCAUCAAUUGUUCAAGCUGAUAAAGACAAAUUUCAAGUGACAUUGGAUGUAUCACAAUUUGCACCUGAGGAAAUUACUGUUAAAGUAGUAGAUCAAAAAGUUGUCAUCGAAGCUAAACACGAAGAAAAAAGGGAUGAACAUGGUUGGGUAUCCAGACAAUUUGUCAGAAAAUAUAUCGUACCGUCACAAUGUGAUAUCAAUCAAGUAGAAUCACACUUGUCUUCCGACGGUAUCUUAUCUAUUUCGGCACCAAGAAAAGAACCUUUACAAUCUAGAUCAAAUGAGAGAACAGUGAAGGUACAUUAUACAGGUGAACCAGCUUUGACUAAUUUUGAUGAUUCUUCAAAUGACGUUUCUGAAUCACAAAGAGAACAACAAAUUCCACAACGAGAACAAUCACAAUCACAACAGCAAAAUCAGCAAAAUCAGCAAUUACAAAAUCAGCAACAUCAACAACAUCAGCGUUGUAAAAAGGGUAGUAAAGGUGUAUAAGUUAUGUUCAUUAUUUUUUUAUUUUCAUUUUAAUUAUUAAUUUUAAUUUUUUCCACCAAAGUAAACGUAAUUUAUAGUGUAACUAUAAAACAUUAUAUAAAACUUAUAUGUAUAUUAAACUUUACAUGCACAAGUACAAAAUUGAAAGCAUAAAUAUUGUAUUAAUUAUUUCUUUAAUAAAGUAAUAAAGAAACUUUAUUUAAUUUAAA